UGUUGGCAUAUAUUUGUGUUUUUGUGUUGGCAGAUAUUUGUGUUGGCAUAUAUUUGUGUUUUUGUGUUGGCAGAUAUUUGUGUUUGCAGAUAUUUGUGUUGGCAUAUAUUUGUGUUUUUGUGUUGGCAGAUAUUUGUGUUGGCAGAUAUUUGUGUUUGCAGAUAUUUGUGUUGGCAGAUAUUUGAUAUUUGUGUUGCCAGAUAUUUGUGUUUGCAGAUAUUUGUGUUGCCAGAUAUUUGUGUUGCCAGAUAUUUG
This is a messenger RNA of Lottia gigantea (owl limpet), 255 nucleotides long. RefSeq lists its product as hypothetical. NCBI's taxonomy places the organism in Eukaryota, Metazoa, Mollusca, Gastropoda, Lottiidae. The annotation marks the transcript as partial. The record is from RefSeq and is a predicted model, not a curated record. The transcript has a single exon.